CGAUGGUUGUGUUGGACCUGAAUGCAUCACGAGCGACUAGUCGAACAAGAAGUCAACAAAGUUAAACAAUCGAAAAUAAUCAUUUCACGGAUCACCCUUGAGAGUGAAUCAACUCGCCAAUAUUUUUUUUAAUCAUUAUUGUGUUUUGUUUUCCACACGGAAUAACGAUAAGAAGCAGCGGAGACGACCUUUUCCCUUCGGUCUAGUAGCAGUCAUGGACGGAAGCCAUGAUCCAGCAGCGUGUCUUCAAGCAGGAGGCCGAAUGAAAGUGUGAGACCAGCGGCAGGAGUGAACCGUGCUAGUAGGCUCGAAACAGGUAGUUACAAAUGUGAACAAUAAAUACAUUAUUCCCCCACCCCAGUCUGCGAUGGCACCUGGAAGACUGACCGCGUCAGACGUAAGGCUUUAGCGAAACGGCACCCCAACCCCCCCCACCCGGGACCGCCAUGCAGCAGAAAGGCGCCAUCCAGAUCAUCGAAUGGGAGGACCUAGACAAGAGGAAGUUCUACUCUCUCGGCGUGCUCAUGACACUGAGCACGCGCGCCACCGUGUACCCGGCCAGCCUGGUUCGAACGCGGCUGCAGGUGCAGAAGGGCAAGACGCUCUACUCGGGCACGGCGGACGCUUUCUGCAAGAUCCUGCGGGCGGAGGGCGUGCGGGGCUUGUACCGCGGCUUUAUGAUCAACACCUUCACGCUGGUGUCGGGCCAGGCGUACAUCACCACGUAUGAGCUGGCGCGCAGGCAGGUGUCGCGCUACUCGUCCAGCAACACCCUCAAGUCGGUGGCAGCGGGCGGGGCGGCGUCGCUGGUGGCGCAGACCAUCACGGUGCCCAUCGACGUGGUGUCGCAGCAUCUCAUGAUGGGCGAGCACAGUGGCCGCUUCAAGGCCAAGCCCAAGAUGAUGCUGGCGACCGCCAAGCGUGGGACGACCUUCGGCCAGACGCGGGACAUAUCCGUGCAGAUCUUCGCCGCCGACGGGUUCAGGGGUUUCUACAGGGGCUACGUGGCCUCCCUGCUCACCUACAUCCCAAACAGCGCCCUCUGGUGGCCUUUUUAUCAUUUUUACGCAGAGCAGCUGUCUUUGAGGGCCCCCAGCGAGUGCCCCCACCUCCUGCUGCAGGCGCUUGCCGGGCCCAUGGCCGCCGCCACCGCCUCCACCAUCACCAACCCCAUGGACGUGGUUCGGGCCAGGGUGCAGGUGGAGGGCCGCUCGUCUGUGGUGGAGACCUUCAAGCAGCUGCUGGCGGAGGAGGGCCUCGGCGCUGUGACCAAGGGGCUGUCGGCCCGCAUCAUCUCCUCCACGCCCACAUCGCUGCUCAUCGUGGUGGGCUACGAAACCCUCAAGAGGCUCAGCCUGCGAGACGACCUGGUCCAUUACAGACACUGGUAGACCGGGAGGACAAAAACGCCCAAUGCUGCAUUUUACCUCAUGACGGGUGCCCGCUUUGCUCUCAGCAACAGUACUGCCCAGAAAUGUCAUAAUGUUGAGAGAGACUCUUGCUAGACUAAAAAACGGCUUGCUUUUUAUUUAGAAAUAACAUUUGCUCGUACGGCGGGACCUCCAACGCGGAACAAAAUCUAUUUCGUGACACUGCCAGACUUCAGAGUCAAUUAUUUUGCCACCGGAAAUCAGGUUGAGCGAAUCAAUGCACUCUUCAGGCGAUGUUUAACGAACGUGGGAGAGAGGCCGAACCCUGCUGUAAGCAAAUUAAUCCAGUGAAAAGUAAACUUUUAUUUAUUGAUUGUGUAAGCCGUAAAUAUAUUGUGCCAGGUCAAAGUCACUUUCCUGCAUAACUUUAAUGGGCCCUACUUGACACCAAGUGCUACUUUCCUACUAGCAAGAGCUUUGGCACCAUCUAGUGGCCGCUUAGGGUAUUUCAGGGAGCACCCACAAAAAUGUGACUGAUUGUAACAGUUGUACAAGAGUAAAAAGAAAAGAACUCCUGCUUGAUGUUACCACUCACCAUUUGAAGACCACAGACAAGCGGAAACAAAGAUGCGUUUGCAGCAUGCAUUGUUUAAACAGUUCUUCUGGUUGCUGUUCAUUUUUGUAGCUUUUUGCCGUUACUGUGACACUUCUGCAAAACACCGUUUUAUUCAAAAACGAGUCUCCACUCCAAGCGUUUGAUGUGACUUUGGAGGUUCUGCUGUAUUGUAUUCGUGUGAUAUGUGGAUAAAUGAACUGUACACCUUU
This is a messenger RNA of Syngnathus acus (greater pipefish), 2195 nucleotides long. It is a transcript of the gene slc25a44a, whose product is annotated as solute carrier family 25 member 44a. Gene Ontology annotation, biological process: branched-chain amino acid catabolic process; transmembrane transport. Bases 447 to 1391 code for a protein of 314 amino acids. Gene Ontology annotation, cellular component: mitochondrion. The transcript is spliced from 4 exons. NCBI's taxonomy places the organism in Eukaryota, Metazoa, Chordata, Actinopteri, Syngnathiformes, Syngnathidae. The record is from RefSeq and is a predicted model, not a curated record. Gene Ontology annotation, molecular function: branched-chain amino acid transmembrane transporter activity.